AUGUCAUUAAUAAAGUUAAAUAAUGGGAGUGUGAUUCCUUCUAUUGGUUUAGGAACUUAUAACAUCUCUAGUAACGUGGAGAAUUUGGUUUAUCAAGCUUUGAAAAAAGGUUAUAGACAUGUAGAUACUGCCGUUUUGUAUGGUAAUGAAUAUGAAGUAGGUCAAGGAAUCGAUCAAUGGGUUCAAGAAGGUAAUUCCAGAGAUGAGGUAUUUUAUACUACAAAAUUGUGGUCAGCCCAAUCUCGUGGGUCAAGAGAUCAUUAUACUACUACCAAAAAAGAAAUCGAAGAUUGCCUCAAAUCGGUAAAACCUUUGAAGUAUAUUGAUUUAUUGUUGAUCCAUUCACCUUUAUGUGGACCCGAAAGAAGAAAAUUGGCAUGGAAAGCAAUGGAAGAAGCUGUUGAAGAAGGGAAAGUUAAGAAUAUCGGAGUUUCUAAUUAUGGUGAAAAACAUUUGAAAGAAUUGUUUGAAUAUGCUAAGAUUAAACCUGUGGUUAACCAAAUCGAAAUAUCUCCUUGGUUAAUGAGAGAAGAUUUAGUCAAGUUUUGUCUCGAUAAUGAUAUUGCUGUUGAAGCAUACGCUCCUUUAACUCAUGGAUACAAAUUAUCUAAUCCUCCAUCCGAAGUCAAAGUUUUGAUGGAUAAAUAUCAAAAAGAUGCAGCUCAAAUCUUGAUUAAGUGGUCUUUACAAAAGGGCUUGAUUCCAUUACCAAAGACCAGUACAAUCGGUAGAUUAUCAGGUAACUUAAAUGUUGACUUCACUUUGACCGAUGAAGAAAUGAAAUCUUUAGAUCACCCAGAUGCCUACGAACCAACUGAUUGGGAAUGUACUGAUUGUCCUUAA
Messenger RNA from Yamadazyma jaroonii, 843 nucleotides. NCBI's taxonomy places the organism in Eukaryota, Fungi, Ascomycota, Pichiomycetes, Serinales, Debaryomycetaceae. The record is from the annotation of a GenBank genome assembly.